This is a messenger RNA of Osmia bicornis bicornis, 1934 nucleotides long. RefSeq names its product nucleobindin-2 (gene NUCB1). The transcript has 11 exons. Gene Ontology annotation, molecular function: calcium ion binding. The record is from RefSeq and is a predicted model, not a curated record. Gene Ontology annotation, cellular component: extracellular exosome; endoplasmic reticulum-Golgi intermediate compartment. Bases 7 to 1665 code for a protein of 552 amino acids. Lineage: Eukaryota; Metazoa; Arthropoda; Insecta; Hymenoptera; Megachilidae.
CACGUUAUGACAACUAUGAUAUCGAAUAUGAAGUACUUCCUAUUAUUUCUUCUAACAGCUGUCAUAGUGCAAUUAUCAGUUGCACCGCCUGUUAAUCAAAAAAGCAAAGAUGGAGAGCACAUCAAUGAAAAUAAAGUUGAAGAUGUGGAAGAAAUGGAAGAUGUUAUGGAAUAUCGUAGGUACUUGACAGAAGUAGUUCAAGUAUUGGAAAGUGAUCCUGACUUCCGUACAAAAUUACAGGAAGCAGAUGAAGCAGAUAUACGUACAGGGAAAAUAGCUGAUCAAUUACAAUUUGUAAGUCACAAUAUUAGAACAAGAUUGGACGAGAUAAAAAGAGAAGAAUUAGAAAGAUUAAGACACCUUGCAACAAAACAGAAUGAACUGAAGAAUGGUAUAGAUACUGAACAUUUAGACCUUAAAAAUACUCAUACAUUUGAAAUACAAGAUCUUAAGAAAUUAAUUGCUAAGACUACAGAGGAUUUAGCAAAAGCAGAUAGAAAAAGACGUGAAGAGUUCAAACAGCAUGAAAUGGAAAGAAAAUAUGAAGAAGAGGAAAAAUUGAAACAUAUGACUGAAGUAGAAAGAAAAAAAUAUGAACAAGAAUUACAAGCCAUGAAAGAGAAACAAAAACACCACGAAAGUGUGAAUCAUCCAGGUAGCAAACAUCAAUUAGAAGAAGUAUGGGAGAAACAAGAUCAGAUGGCCACAGAGGAGUUUAAUCCUAAAACAUUCUUUUUCUAUCACGACGUUGAUGGUAAUGGAGUGUGGGAUCAGGAUGAAGUUAAAGCUUUAUUUUUGCAAGAAUUGGAUAAACUUUAUGAUAAAGGAACACCCCAAGCCGAUUUAUUAAAGCGCGCCGAAGAAAUGGAAAGAAUGAGGGAACAUGUAUUUAACGAAGCUGAUCUGAAUAAAGAUGGGCUCAUUAGUUACGAGGAGUUUCUGGAACAAACAAAGAAACCAGAUUUUCAACAAGACGAAGGUUGGGUAGGAUUAGAUGAACAACAGGUUUAUAACGAAGAAGAAUUUGAAGCUUUUCGAAGGCAUAAGCAAGAGGAAAUGAUUCGUCAAGGGAUGCUACCAGAGCACCCAGGUAAUAUACCUGUGCAGCAAGAGCCGUUUCCUCCACAAUAUGGACACGUACCAGCUCAUGGGGUAGUUCCCCCCCAAGUAGAUGUAAGAGGUCCGAGUCAGCAAAAUCUUCCGCAACAACAGUUUCAAAACCAUCCACCACAGUAUUAUCAACAACAAGGAAACAUAGUAACUCAGCAUCAUUACCCUAACCAUGCACCGGUACAACCAAUUCAUGAUCAAAUUCCUCAGCAACAGCAGCAACAACAACAACAGCAACAACAACAUCAGCAACAACAGCAACAAUUUCAUGGGCAAAUACCAGUGAACCAACAAUAUCAGCAGAUGGAAGGACAGGUUCCUGUUCAACAAAAUCAAGCUUCGGUUCAACAACAGCAAAUUCCCGUUCAACCGCAUCAACCUCAAGCGUCAAAUUUCCAACAACAGCAUAAUACAGUGAAUCAAGUACCGCAAAACGUUCAAAAUAAUGUAGUACCGCCACUCAACGAUCCAAAUCAAUUAAACUUGCAGCCUGUGCAACCUGCGGUACAACAAGACGUUAAUAGGAAUAUAAUACCGUCUGUCGAGAAGGUAUAAUUUCAUUUGUAAAAGUUGUCAACAAAAUAUUUGACGAAUUUUACAGGGAAAGUAUAAAAGGAAACCAACAAGAAUACGUCUUCAAUUUAUAAGGAGAUUCUUGAACUUUACCGCUUGUGACUAUUUUUCCAUGUCCUUCUCCAUUUUUGUUAUUACCUUGAUUACAGGAUCUUUACUAAUCAUAUACAGAUUUUUAAUGUUACGUUUACCAUGCGAAAUUGGUCAGCUUAUUUAUCGUGAGUGUAAAUAAAAACUAUUUCCAAGAAAAA